This is a messenger RNA of Phlebotomus papatasi, 2992 nucleotides long. Its product is annotated as aminopeptidase N-like. Gene Ontology annotation, molecular function: peptide binding; metalloaminopeptidase activity; zinc ion binding. The record is from RefSeq and is a predicted model, not a curated record. Gene Ontology annotation, cellular component: cytoplasm. NCBI's taxonomy places the organism in Eukaryota, Metazoa, Arthropoda, Insecta, Diptera, Psychodidae. The transcript is spliced from 6 exons. Bases 60 to 2930 code for a protein of 956 amino acids. Gene Ontology annotation, biological process: proteolysis; peptide catabolic process.
UAGUCCGCUGGUGGAUUUGAUGAGUCGCGGAUAGACAAGGUGAAGGUGGAUUCUCAAAAAUGGAUAAAAAGUUUUUCCUACUAUUGGUAGUAUUUUCCACACUCUGUGUCCUCUGUCCUGCCCAUCCGACAGUGAUCACCAAAGGAUCAUCCCAAAAUGACGAUCUUCAGUACAGAUUGCCAAGAACAUCCCGACCAUUUCACUAUGAUUUGCACAUGAAGAUCGAUGUGGAUGAAAUUGAGUUCUUUGGCUGGGAAACCAUUCACAUUGAUGUACUGGAAGCAACUGACGAAAUAGCAGUUAACUACAAGGAUAUGACGGUGACUGAGGAAACUGUGAGUCUUAUGGAUAGCAAUAACAAUCUUGUGCAGCUUCAAUCAUUUGACUACAACAACAUCACGGAGAUCUUAAGAUUAAAAUUCCCCCAAUUGAUCCCUGAAAAAUAUUAUCUUUACCUGGAAUUUAAUAGCACGAUAAGAAACGAUCGAAAAGGGCUGUAUAUCAGCACUUAUUUCAAUGAAACUGGUGAUAAAAGAAAUAUCGCCACAACAUUUAUGGCCCCUAAUUAUGCGAGAAUGGCAUUUCCCUGUUACGACGAACCAGAAUAUAAAGCAACUUAUUCAAUCCGCAUAAGUCACAGAGAUAAUUACUUUGCAAUCUCCAACAUGCCAGCUCUUCGAGUCGAACCAGAAGGAACAACUGAUGGAUGGUUGACUACAGUCUUCGACAAAUCCUUAAAGACAUCGACAUAUAUUGUAGCAUUUAUAGUUUGCGAUUUCGUUGGCAACAAAGAUCCUGUGGCAAAUUUUACGAUUUUUUCACAACAGUCCGUUAUUGGUGAUACCGACUUUGCUCUUCAAUAUUCUCAAAAUGUCCUAAAAGAACUAGAACUGUAUCUAGAUCGAAAGUUUCAAUAUCCCAAAAUGGAUAUAAUCGCUAUCGAUGAUUUCCUGAUGGGAGCCAUGGAGAACUGGGGCAUUAUAACGUAUUUGAGUAGCCGAAUCCUGGUCAACGACAGAACAGAUGAGAAAGCCAAGCAUCAAGUAGCUAAAACCAUUGCUCAUGAAUUGGCUCAUCAGUGGUUCGGCAACGAAGUUACCCACUUUUACUGGUCAGCCGUAUGGCUUAAGGAAGGUUUAGCAUCACUUUUCGAAGAUAGUAUCAGUGGAAUAAUUUUCCCAGAUUGGAAAACUGAGGAUAAAUUCACACUAGAUACUAUGCUAUCCGUUAUGCAAGAUGAUGCUGGGAAAACCGGUGUUAGACAAAUGUUUAUGGAAGUUGAGACCGUUGAGGAGAUCCGAAAUAUUUACGACUUCGUUACGUAUAAAAAAGCUGCAUCAGUUAUGAGAACUAUGGCCAAUAUUUUGACCGGACCCGUUUUCAAAGCAGGACUAAAGAAGUACAUCAAUGAUUUCAGCUUCGAUGUUGCCGCUCCCGAUGACCUAUCCGGAAGUUGGCAAUGGGCAAUUGAUCAAAACGUUCCAGGAUCGCUUCCUCCGAUAAAAGAAGUCUUUGAUACGUGGAUAAACAACCCCGGGUUCCCAUUUAUUAUAGUCACAAGAAACUAUGACAGCUCACGAGUUUCAGUUAGGCAACAACGUUUUAUGGCAACUUUGGACUUUACCAAAGUACCCGAAACACGUUACUACAUACCUUUGAACUACGCUUCUCCGUCGAAGAACUCUGAUUUUGCGGAUACAUCUGUCGAUCAUUUUCUUAAACAUACUGACAACUCGGUUGAAUUUCCAGUUCAGGCCCAAGCCAAUGACUGGGUAAUUUUUAAUUCAAAAUCCACAAUGUACUAUCGAGUGAAUUACGACCAUAGGAAUUGGGAAUUAAUCAUCGAAGCCCUUACUACGAAUCACAACACUAUUGAUCCUUCCAACAGAGCUCAGCUGAUUGAUGACUCCUUUAACUUAGCACGCUACGGAUAUCUUCCAUAUAAAUUUCCUUUCGACCUAAUGAAGAACUACUUCAAGAACGAACGGUACUACUAUGCUGCAGCUUCUGGUAUUCGUAACCUAGAAUAUUUAAAGAGAAACGUACGAAGUAUCGGAACGGAAAGGUUCUCAACCUUCAUCCUAGAUCUGUUAACUCCGGUAUACAAUGAAAUCGGGCUUGAAGAACUACCCACUGAUGAUCAUUUGCAAAAGAUGUUACGAACUGAUGUCCUACUACUUGUUUGUAGGACUCCAAAAUCACCUUGCAUCCAAGAUGCUUACAAUUACUUGAAAGAGAAUUUGCAAAAUGACAUUUCUACCAAUGUCCGACGAGCAAUAUACCGUGGAGCCAUUCAAUACGAUUGCCGGGAAUAUGAAGAAAAUUGCCAGACCGAUUUCCCAGGAUUCAAAAUCCUAACGGACAAAUUAAGUAGACUUACAAGGUCAGAAGCUAGUCGCAGAAGAAACUCAUUGGAAAUUGGGGAUAUUUUUUCUGCCUUUGGUUGUGUUACAGACAGUAGCUUAAUAAACGAGAUCCUUAGUAUGACUAUUCAAGGAUAUCCUUUCGUUGAAUUUGAAAAUUCUUACUACAACACAAUCUUAAACAAUUUACUGUACUCCGAAGAAAAGAUAAUAAAACACGUUCUUGAAUUUCUGAGGGACAACUUGCAGACUCUCCAGGAUCGCUUGGAUAGUUUUUCUGGCAUUUUUGCAAAUAUCGGAUAUGUAGGUGUAACAGAAGAACACAAAUCACUGAUACUAGAAAUAAUUGAGAGGUACAUGGCUCAAGCUGAGGAUCCAAUUUCCGAGAGUAUGCAGAAAACAAUCGAUACAGCUCUCGACGAUAUCGAGGAAAACCUAGCUUGGAAUACUAAGCUUUCUGGUGAAGUUCUCGAAUGGUUAACCGAAAAUACAAGUGGGUCAGGAACGAUUUACAUGGUAAACUUCCUACUUUGUAUCAGCGCCUUGUCUCUUUAUUUCUUGAAUUAAUACCUUUCCAAUAUAGCUGAAAUUUAUAUCAAAUUAUCCUAAAUAAAUUAACGAGUACAAUA